Eurypyga helias (sunbittern) is the source of this 234-nucleotide messenger RNA. RefSeq names its product Bet1 golgi vesicular membrane trafficking protein-like (gene BET1L). Gene Ontology annotation, molecular function: SNAP receptor activity. Gene Ontology annotation, biological process: retrograde transport, endosome to Golgi; regulation of retrograde vesicle-mediated transport, Golgi to ER. The record is from RefSeq and is a predicted model, not a curated record. Lineage: Eukaryota; Metazoa; Chordata; Aves; Eurypygiformes; Eurypygidae. Gene Ontology annotation, cellular component: Golgi trans cisterna; SNARE complex.
CUGGCUCUGGACAUGGACAAAGAUGCCGAGGAACAAAACCGCUACCUGGACGGGAUGGAUUCAGACUUCCUGAGUGUGACGGGGCUGCUCAGCGGCAGCGUGAAGCGUUUCUCCGGCUUUUCCCCCCCACGUCGGCCCGGGAGGACCAACCGCAAGCUGCUCUGUUCCGUCUCAGCGGGACUGAUCCUUCUUUUCGUCAUCCUCUACUAUCUCGUGGCCAGAGCGGGGACUUGA